AUGUUGCGUAAUCGAUGGUUUACGACUUGGACAAGACCUCAAUGGGCAUUGAUUCGCAGUUUUUCGCAUUUGCAGCGGCGUUUGAAUAAAAACCCUGUCGACCCUAAGCAUAUCUUUACAGAACCCAAGACGAACAAGAUACUGGAUUCAAAGCAUUUCUUUACACCACCGCAUCAUGACCAGAGCCCUGAUCAGGUGCUCGACAGCGAAUUGAUCACGCAAACUGUCCAGCAAAGCUUACGACACGCACGACGAAGGAAAUACAAGAACAUUUUUGGUGCACUAGUAGUGAUUCUUUUAGGAACAGUAUUUGGUUACGGGGUUGGUUACAAAGUUCUGUAUUUGCAUGAAGAGAUCUUUAUUCCAGUGUAUCCUGCUUCGAAAGUUCGGAAUUUGAGCAAAAGAGACCUUCAACAGCUUAAUGUCAGCGACAUCAAGGAAUUAGCAGAGUAUCGAGUGUUGGAAAAAUUAUCGAUGCAUCCGAUGAUCAAGGAGCAAUAUGGGAUACCUCUACGUACAGCCCACGGUGAUGCCCCCAAGACAAGUGAGUUUAGCCUUUGGUGCGAGGACCAAGAUCCAUGUAUCGGAGGAAUUUGCAUAAGACCGGCAGAUAAUCAGAAUGGCAACCGUCAUUGGCAUACGUUGCCCAAAUUGCUGAAAUGGAGAUUCACAUAUCGGUCCGUCAGUCUUUUAGACUCUGCUGAGAAAAUUCUGAACUUUUUGGGCCUCGAGACAUCCGAUGUGUUUCAGGUAAUCAAUCCAGACAAAGUUCUUGGAGAGUUCAAGUAUGAGUUUCCGCUUCGGCAUCAUGAAGAGAAUCACGCAAUGCAUGUUUGGUUUAUAGGUGAGAUGAAAUUGAGCAAAAAUGACCUCAUUAUAUUCAAGGGCAAGUAUCACGUCGAUACCAAACUGUCGCAAAUCGACCUCUUGAGACGAGAAGACGGCAAACUGAUUCGAUAUGUACUAUAUCAACAGAACGAGACAUCGGGGAGGAAGAAUACCUGA
Molecule: messenger RNA, 1005 nt
Organism: Lachancea mirantina
Lineage: Eukaryota; Fungi; Ascomycota; Saccharomycetes; Saccharomycetales; Saccharomycetaceae
Source: the annotation of a GenBank genome assembly